UUCGUAAAAGGCAGGCCCAGGGUUGGAUCCCAGGCAGAUACGGCAAAUACUGCGGUGAGGCAUUUAUUCCCUUUCCCUUCUGAGGAGGAAGCAGGCUAAUUAAGAACUUGCCAGCCACGGAGCAGGAGUUCCACCCAGGGCUGGCUGAGCUGUUAACCUUCAAGCCCUGGCUCUUGGUCCAGACGGUGACCUUUGAAAAGUUGUGAAAAUGAUCUCUGGCCUUUGCAGUCUCCCUCUGUGGAGGAGCAGCUUGGGAGAACCUUGGCAGUGACAGAGUCCUUGCUCAACACCUGUUUGUGGAAGAAACAAAUGAGUGAGGAUUGCCACACUUCCUGGUGUCACACUUGGCCGGCAGGUUAUUUCACAGUUGAGUAAUCCCAAAUAAAGACAGGAACAUGGUGUUUAUAACUUGCUCUUAAUGAAAGGGAAUGCAGACAGGAACCCGGGAGGGAGAAACCGGGAACCUGAAGAAAAGGGCGAGAAGACCCCCAGGCCUUACUGCCGUAGGGCUGCAUCGCUGGUGUGCAGGCGGCUGGCCUCCCUGCAUCCCCCUCUCCGGCCUCUAGCUCAACUGCAAAAACCCAAAGGGACCCUGGGGCCUUGAUAAAUAUUUGUCCAACGCGUGAAUUGGUAAAGGCAAGGGAGGUGGCAUAUUUUGAAAGUCCAUCCUCGCCCUCCCCACCCACCACACCUCGGUAGCCGCUGCUAGAUAAAACUGUCCGCUCCUGGUGACUGUCAUCUGCAGCGGAGCAGGACGGCCUGGUUGCUGUAGCCUCAGGGGCUGCAGGAGCAGCGGGAGCCAUGCCCAGGUACACAGUGCACGUGCGCGGAGAAUGGCUGGCCGUGCCCUGCAAGGACGCGCAGCUCACGGUGGGCUGGCUGGGUCGCGAGGCCGUGCGCAGGUACAUCAAGAACAAGCCGGACAACGGUGGCUUCGCCUCGGUGGACGACGUGCACUUUCUGGUGCGCCGCUGCAAGGGCCUGGGCCUGCUGGACAAUGAGGACCCGCUGGAGGUGGCCCUGGAGGACAAUGAGUUCGUGGAAGUGGUUAUAGAAGGGGAUGCCAUGUCUCCUGACUUCAUUCCAUCGCAACCGGAGGGAGUUUACCUGUACAGCAAAUACCGAGAGCCUGAAAAGUACAUCGAAUUAGAUGGGGACAGCCUCACCACGGAGGACCUGGUCAACUUGGGCAAGGGACGCUACAAAAUAAAGCUCACCCCAACUGCGGAAAAGAAGGUGCAAAAAUCCAGGGAAGUCAUAGACAGCAUCAUAAAAGAAAAAACGGUUGUGUACGGCAUUACUACAGGUUUUGGAAAAUUUGCCAGAACUGUAAUUCCUAUCAAUAAGCUAGAGGAGCUCCAGCUCAACCUCGUACGUUCACAUUCUUCAGGUGUUGGGAAACCACUAAUCCCUGAGAGAUGUCGGAUGCUCUUGGCUUUAAGGAUCAAUGUCUUAGCCAAAGGAUACAGUGGCAUUUCCCUGGAGACCCUCAAACAAGUUAUCGAAGCAUUUAAUGCCUCCUGCCUGCCCUAUGUCCCAGAGAAAGGAACCGUUGGUGCCAGUGGAGACCUUGCUCCACUCUCUCAUCUUGCUCUUGGGCUAACUGGAGAAGGGAAGAUGUGGUCUCCAAAAAGUGGCUGGGCUGACGCUAAAUACGUCCUGGAAGCCCAUGGAUUGAAACCAAUAGUUUUGAAGCCAAAAGAGGGUCUGGCGCUCAUCAAUGGGACGCAGAUGAUCACCUCCCUGGGCUGUGAAGCUGUGGAGAGAGCCAGUGCUAUUGCGCGACAGGCUGACAUAGUGGCAGCCUUGACGCUGGAGGUGCUGAAGGGCACCACCAAAGCCUUCGAUACCGACAUUCAUGCUGUUCGCCCUCAUCCUGGGCAAAUUGAAGUUGCUUUCCGGUUUCGGUCACUCUUGGACUCGGAUCACCACCCAUCAGAAAUAGCAGAGAGUCACAGGUUCUGUGACCGCGUGCAGGACGCGUACACCUUGCGCUGCUGUCCACAGGUCCAUGGUGUGGCGAAUGACACAAUAGCGUUUGUGAAGAAACUAAUUACCACAGAACUAAACAGCGCAACAGAUAAUCCUAUGGUCUUUGCCAGCCGGGGAGAGACCAUUUCCGGAGGAAACUUCCAUGGUGAAUACCCAGCCAAAGCCCUGGACUAUUUGGCCAUCGGUGUCCAUGAACUUGCUGCGAUUAGCGAAAGAAGAAUUGAAAGGCUCUGUAACCCCUCCCUCAGCGAGCUGCCUGCCUUCCUGGUGGCUGAAGGCGGUCUGAACUCUGGAUUCAUGAUAGCCCACUGCACAGCCGCAGCCCUGGUUUCUGAGAGCAAGGCUCUGUGCCACCCCUCGUCUGUGGACUCGCUCUCCACCAGCGCUGCCACAGAGGACCACGUCUCCAUGGGAGGAUGGGCAGCCAGGAAGGCCCUCAGGGUCAUCGAGCACGUGGAGCAAGUGCUGGCCAUCGAGCUGCUGGCAGCCUGCCAGGGCAUCGAGUUUCUACGCCCCCUGAGGACAACCACUCCCCUGGAGAAGGUCUAUGACCUGGUGCGCUCGGUUGUCAGGCCCUGGAUAAAAGAUCGCUUCAUGGCUCCAGACAUCGAGGCAGCGCACAGACUGCUUGUCGACCAACAGGUGUGGGAAGUAGCUUCACCAUACAUCGAAAAAUACAGGAGGGAGCAUAUUCCUGAAUCGAGACCUGUUUCUCCGACGGCCUUUUCCCUGGAGUCUCUGCGCAGGAAGUCCAGCAGUAUACCAGAGUCAGCGGAGCUUUAACAGGCUUUGCCGUGGGAUGUAGAUCAGAUGGUAUUUAGUUUGACAGCAAGCAGCACUGUGCUGAAGGAGAGGCCUGAGAACUUGGUUUAGGUAGAUCAAUUCAUUACAUAAUUCAGUUCUUCUAAAACCUACUUUGGCUAGACCGGUGGCAGCAAUACGGUUGCUAACUCUCACUCUGCAUUCUUGUUGGUCUGGUCUGAGGUGCAGCAGGGAUUAUAGGAGUUUUUGUUUUUUGUUUUUUCCUUUAAUGCUAUCUCACUCUUAAGGGUGAGAAGAGCACCCACACUGCAUAGGUCUUUUACUCUUAACAUUAGAGCAACACAUCUUGAAACAGAUUGAUGGCAUUUUUCUGAAAACAUUAGACUUUGGAAAAUCUUAUUUGUUUGUUUGUUUGUUUGCUUUGACAAGUUCUCCACUAGUUAACUCUGGCUGAUUGUACUAUGCUAUGACUAGUGUUCCUUAAUACAUCUUCAUAAACAACCCUUUUUAAAUCUUAAUUUGUCUUUAAGUUGCUCUUUCUUCUAAUAAUGGAAUCAUAGUAAAGAAUAGUUGAUAGGUCAACAAGAGGUCUGUGUAAAGGGAUUAAGGAUAUAAAGAUUGCUAUUGGAGUGUCUCUUACUGAACUGCAUAUUUCAUAUUUAUCAAUUAUCACUACACACAUCCAAAAAGGACUCGAUGCUUAAACUAGAGUUGGAAGUUAGUAUGAUCACUUUUUUGCUAUAUGUUAGCACUCAAGUCACAUUAUUUAUUUUUGUUUUAUUUUUAUUAAAUUUAUUGAGAUGAUAUUUAUACAAUUAUAUAGGUUUCAGGUGUACAAUUCUAUAACACAUCAUCUGUAUAUUGUAUUGUGUGCUCACCACCCCAAGCCAAGUCUCCUUCUUGAUUCACAUUCUUAUAAUAACCCUGUGUUAAGCCUCCUUGUUUCACAGACAAAGAAUCUGUUGUUCAGAAGUUAACCAACCCCUCUCUGUAAUGGUGACCAUUAACAUGAAGCUCCAUUGACAAAAAUCAGAUGGGGCCCUAGGAUGUAUUACCCAAUAUGUUUCUUCCCCAAAAAAGGACCUUCUAGGAAGGCGAAAGUAUAAUUUCCCAGAUGAAGGAUAGGUCAGAUGCCCUCUAGGUUUCUAAGAUCUGUGACUUUGCACCCCUCCCAUGCAAAUGUUGAAAGAACAUCUAGUGCAGGAAUCUGAAACUAUAGCUUUAAAACCUACAGCUGGUUAAGCAAGGACAGACACACUUGCCAGAUUUCCAAGCCGAUUACAGCCUAAAAUGGGACCACCAGCAUAUUUCACAAUAGUUUUCACUCUAGAUUGCAGCCUGUCCAGAGGAAGGUGGAGACAGAAGUCAGAACUACUGCCUACAGCAAUUCAGAGAACAGAAAAGGCUGAGGAACCUGUUCUUGAUGCUGUUCUUGGUAAAAUGUGAACACACACACACACACACACACACACACACACACACAAAGUUUAUUGAUUCUUACCCAGGAGCAGCAGCUGAGCCAGCUGUCUGAUGGCUGUUUUUCACUCCUGUUUGGGGGGUGCUGGAUCCCAAAUAUCCCCAGGGUCUUCAGGGGCCCUUUUUCAUUGAGCUUUUUAAAAAAUAUUUUUAAUUGAUUUUU
This is a messenger RNA of Myotis daubentonii (Daubenton's bat), 4393 nucleotides long. It is a transcript of the gene HAL, whose product is annotated as histidine ammonia-lyase. Gene Ontology annotation, cellular component: cytoplasm. Gene Ontology annotation, biological process: L-histidine catabolic process. The record is from RefSeq and is a predicted model, not a curated record. Lineage: Eukaryota; Metazoa; Chordata; Mammalia; Chiroptera; Vespertilionidae. Gene Ontology annotation, molecular function: histidine ammonia-lyase activity.